This is a messenger RNA of Olea europaea var. sylvestris, 1048 nucleotides long. Its product is annotated as ELMO domain-containing protein B-like. The transcript has 5 exons. The record is from RefSeq and is a predicted model, not a curated record. NCBI's taxonomy places the organism in Eukaryota, Viridiplantae, Streptophyta, Magnoliopsida, Lamiales, Oleaceae.
UCGUUUGUUGGUGUUGAAAUGAGUCUGGAUUCGGGGAAGCUGUGUUGCUAUUCUUGCAUUCAGUCCUUUAUCGUCUUUUCAAAUGCAACCACUCUAAUUCUGUUCCUUCAGGAAGAGAGACUGAGAAGGUUGAGACAUAGGACAAAAAUAAACUUUGAUGCUUCCAGACCAGCCCGUCAGGAAGCCUUACGGGUACUAUAGUCUGCUACAUAGCCUGGUCAGAAGCUUCAAAAUUUGUUAUCUGAUCAGUGGAAUCAAAUGGGAUGGCAAGGAAGAGAUCCAUCUACGGACUUCAGAGGAGCUGGGUUCAUUUCUUUGGAGAAUUUACUGUUUUUUGCCAAGACAUUUUCGACAUCCUUUCAAAGUCUAUUGAAGAAGCAAGCAGGCAAAAGAGCUGUUUGGGAAUAUCCAUUUGCUGUCGCUGGUGUAAAUAUCACAUUCAUGAUUGUACAAAUGCUUGAUCUAGAUGCCAGUAAGGGGAAAAAUAAAUUGCAAAUUUGUAAAAUUUGACGCAGUACAUGAAUCUCUAGGCGACUGGCUAAUGUGAGAUCAACUACAUGCAGUGAAACCCAGAAAAUUUGUUAGAGCUGUUUUUCUAAAGAUGUUGUCGGGUAAGAUCAAUGUCAUUUUCAUGUUAUGUACAUCGAAUUUUAUUUCGAUGCUGAUGCGUUUGCAGAUAAUGAGUGGGCCUUUGACCUGCUCUAUUGUGUGGCUUUCGCGAUAAUGGACAAAUUGUGGCUGGAGAAAAAUGCUAGUUACAUGGAUUUCAAUGUAUGCAACCUCUUUUCCCUCCUAAUCUUCACGAAUUUAAGCUAAACCUGCUCGUUGAGACUCUACAUUGAAGACUCGAAUCUUUUACCAGUUUUACUAAUUUUUUCUAUUCAACGUAGUUGUAACGCACAAUAUAUGUUGAUGUGAUAUUUCACUUAUAUGAUUCUUUUCUCCCAAAUAUAUGUUUCUCGGGAGAUUUUGAAAUUGGCUAGAUCUCAGCUGGAGAAAAAACUGAUGAUGGAAGAUGUAUUGCGAAUCGAGGAAAUGCCUUCCCAUA